CUUACGUACAUCAUUACUGCAUCAAAUCGACCGGAGGAUUGUGAGACGCCGCCGGCUGCGGUCUCUCCCGAUCGCUGGGAUACGUGUCCCCAAUCCGCGUGAUUACUUGGGAUCUUCGCGACGCCAUUGUUGAAAUGCAAACCGUGUCAGAAUUCAAAGUACAAAGUUUGAGAGGGAUGAGCCGCGGCUAGCUCCACCCGGACUCAUGUCAAGUCAUCCUGCUCCUCGCUUGGACAUCCCUUGUCAUGUGAAAAUUCCUUGAUUUGUCAACUUGAGCUCCCAAGACUCAGAAGAACAGAAACAAGGACUGGAUUUCCUGUUUCUCACGGUCGGAGGAAUAAUGAAGGAGACAGAAAUGAACUGAGUGGAUGAGAAGAAAACUCAGAACUUUUCAGGAUGGCUUCUGGGCUCAUUAGAAGUGCCCUGUUGGGUGUAGGAUUUCUCACGUACCUCCUGGCGGGUGCCAUGGUGUUUCAGAUGUUGGAACAGGACGCAGAGACGGACGUCAAGCUGAAAACGGAGCAACACAGGUUGGACUUUUUGAAGAAUUACACUUGUCUUACCCAUGAUGCCCUGGAACAUCUCAUUCAGGUUAUUACAGAUGCAGUUAAGCAUGGGAUAAACCCUUUAUUAAACAGAACUGCAGAGAAGCAGACAAACUGGGAUUUCAGCAGCGCCUUCUUUUUUGCUGGUACUGUUGUAACCACCAUUGGCUAUGGAACAAUGGUACCGAAGACGGCAGGCGGACAGAUCUUCUGUGUGUUUUAUGCUUUAUUUGGAAUUCCUCUAAAUGUCAUUGUUCUUGGCCAAGUUGGCAGAUAUCUGUCCCGCUGGUGUGAACGGCUUGGAAAAUGUCUGCUUAGCAAGGGAAUAGGGAAGAAAAAAGCAAAAAUCAUUACAAUACUAUUUUUCCUGGCGGCUGGAGUCUUUGUGUUUUUGGGAAUACCACCAUUGGUUUUUAGCUUGACGGAACAGUGGACAUACAGAGAAGGAGUGUACUAUGCCUUCAUUUCCCUGAGCACCAUUGGCUUUGGUGAUUAUGUAGUAGGAUCUGGGCCCAAGGGCACACACCCGUUUGAUGGCUACCGGGCCUUGGUGUACUUUUGGAUCAUGUUUGGCCUUGCAUGGCUUUCGCUGCUGAUAAACUUAUUGACUUCAAUUUUGAAAGAUACCGAAAAGAAAAUAGAAAAAGAUCUCCACAAAAUAAGGCAACACAAAAAAGCACAGCAUCGCCAAGAAGUGGCCAUGGAACCUCUGACCUCCUCAAAGCAAGAAGCAAGUGCAAAGGAACCACGGGAAAAAGAAGUCCUUGACCUCCAUCUAGAAGGAUGAUCAAUAGCCAAAUCUUUGGGGGGUUUUUUUUUGCAAAGAAUCCUUCGAAUGGUUUUCAGCUUUCUUUCUAUGUAACCUUGCCCUAGAAGCAUCGGUGUUAUAUAUGUUUACCAAAACGACUUAGAAGAGGUUUGCUUGAGCAUUCAAUAUACACAGAGGGCACCAUAGCCCAUUAAUAAUGAUGCCUUUCCCCUGAUGGAUGCCCAAGGCUAUAGCAGUAAAAUCGUGAGGUACAAUAAUCCCCGAGGAUGCAGCUAUGUGCAGGGCUGGAUGCUAAAUGGUUGCCGAGCUGUUGCCCUAGUACAGCGCCACCUGAGGCCACUGCCUCACAUUGCCUCAUUAAAGAUGCACCCUGCUGUAGCCUCAUCUGUCCCAUUAGCCUAGUUCUAAGUAAACUAUUAUCUCAGCAGGUGGCAUCUCAUCUGUUAUUUCUUUAUGAAGCUGCAUGGACAAUAAGGAUAUACGAAGAGUAACCACCGCAUGGUAAUUUUCUAAGGGCAAGAUAGGUAAUCAUUGAUAGUUUGCAAGUGAAAGUGUAGAUCCAUGUUGUACAGCCUGCUUCCAUGCGCUUUAGAUUUUAGAGUUGUCUUAUCGUACUUUCACACUUGCGUUAAACUUUUCCGGUAUUGAGUUCCGUCCUAGGGGCUCAAUACCGGAAAAAAACGCAUCAGUUUUAUCAUAAUGCAUUCUGAAUGGAGAGCAAUCAGUUCAGGA
Bufo gargarizans (Asiatic toad) is the source of this 2046-nucleotide messenger RNA. Its product is annotated as potassium channel subfamily K member 16-like. Lineage: Eukaryota; Metazoa; Chordata; Amphibia; Anura; Bufonidae. The coding region runs from base 397 to 1332 and encodes 311 amino acids. The record is from RefSeq and is a predicted model, not a curated record. The transcript is spliced from 6 exons. Gene Ontology annotation, biological process: potassium ion transmembrane transport; stabilization of membrane potential. Gene Ontology annotation, molecular function: potassium ion leak channel activity. Gene Ontology annotation, cellular component: membrane.